Molecule: messenger RNA, 606 nt
Organism: Vicia villosa (hairy vetch)
Lineage: Eukaryota; Viridiplantae; Streptophyta; Magnoliopsida; Fabales; Fabaceae
Exons: 2
Coding region: 1-606 (201 amino acids)
Source: RefSeq, a predicted model, not a curated record
AUGAACCUAGACAAGAAGUUUUCUAAGCUUAUACAAGGAGAAUUUGAGAUGAGCAUGAUGGGUGAACCAAACUACUUCCUUGGUCUUCAAAUAAAACAACUAAAGGAAGGUAACUUUGUGAGCCAAACCAAGUAUUGUCAAGAACUAAUCAAGCGAUUUGACAUGGCAAAAUCAAAGAUCAUUGACACCCCAAUGCCUACUGCCGUCAAUCUUGAUCAGGAUGAACAUGGUUAUUCCGACUCUGACUUUUCCGGUUGCAAGUUGGAUAGGAAGAGCACUAGUGGCACUUGUCACUUCUUUUCAAACUCUUUAGUGAGUUGGCAUAGCAAGAAACAAGUGUUUGUUGCUUUGUCAACCGCCGAAGCGGAAUAUGUGGCUGCCGGAAAUUGUUGUGCCCAAAUAUUGUGGCUUAAACAACAAUUACUCGACUAUAAUGUGAGACUUGAUCAUAUUCCAAUCUUUUGUAACAACACUAGUGCUAUCAUUCUAACAAAGAAUCCAAUUUUACACUCAUGCACUAAACAUAUAGAGAUUAGACACCAUUUCCUUAGAGAUCAUGUAGAGAAAGGCGAUGUUGUAUUCGAGCAUGUUGAAAGUAAAAAUUAA